Messenger RNA from Branchiostoma belcheri (Belcher's lancelet), 1530 nucleotides. RefSeq lists its product as uncharacterized. The coding region runs from base 1 to 1530 and encodes 509 amino acids. Gene Ontology annotation, molecular function: protein binding; ubiquitin protein ligase activity; translation repressor activity. Gene Ontology annotation, biological process: proteasome-mediated ubiquitin-dependent protein catabolic process; negative regulation of translation; protein polyubiquitination. Lineage: Eukaryota; Metazoa; Chordata; Leptocardii; Amphioxiformes; Branchiostomatidae. The record is from RefSeq and is a predicted model, not a curated record. The transcript has 6 exons.
AUGUUGGAGGCUAUAUAUGUAGCUGGCAAUGAAGUCGAACAUACAAGCACAAAUGAUAAUUAUUAUAUAUUGGCAGAUAAUGAUAUCCCCACCCCAGAGGUUGCUGAUGUAUAUUCUGUAUCUGAUCCGAUCCAUGCUGAAAACUCUGCCAUGUACACAACCUCAGGGGAAAAUGCUGAAAAUGGUACCACUACUGAAAACAGUGAAGAUGAAACACAAGUCAAGCAAGCAGUGACUAUGAGUUUUAACUCCAACAGAAAGGCUAACAAAUCUCAGCCCCACACAACACAAGAUAAAGGUUAUAAUGAGACUAGGCACAGACACAUCAAACCUUAUACUUUUAAAAUCAUUAAAAAAGGAAAAAGUAAAGUGACUGACAAUGGUGACGUUGAACCUUACGCUGUUGCAAACAUGUCCGAUCACAUGGCCUGUCUCAGCAGAACAAAUAACAUGCGCCAAAGGGCUUCAGAUGACUCCAGGCAUGACACUUUCGUACACAAGCUCCGAAACCCUACAAAGGCAGACAGUAAAGCGACUGAUGAUGGUGACAUUGAACCUUACGCUGUUACAAACAUGUGGGAGAAUGAAACCUAUCUCAGAGCAACAACAAACGUUUGCAAAAAGGCUUCAGAUCUAGAUGACUCUAGACCUGACACCACCGAACAUGUAAAGAAGCUUCGCAAUCCACCAAAGGCAACAAGACUUCUUCCAAAUCCGAUACUAAGCAAGAAGCUUGGGACCACUGAUGGUACCACCCCGCCCAGCCUUGGGACCACUGAUGGUACCACCCCGCCCAGCCUUGGGACCACUGCUAAAAUUCAAAAUGCUGUCCCUCAAGUGAAAAAGAAUGUCACCUUUGGCACGUAUGGAAAAGGCCCCCCUGGGCAGUUUAAGUAUGCGUCACUGAGUGGCCUGGCCGUGUCCUCGACUAACGAGAUAUUUGUGGCUGACGGGAACAAAAUAAUUAAGGUCUUCAGCAUAAAGGGAGUUUUCCUUCGCAGUUUCCCCACAGGAAACAUGAAACCUCGUGCCAUGUGCAUGGGCCACAACGACACCCUGUGGGUCGCAUCGUACUCACCACAUUUCAGCACUGCAUGGUUCAGUCCUACUUACACACAGACAGAGGCAACACCAUGGCUGACGUGUGACAUGACCGGGUUUGGAUCAAGUAAGCACACAACUCUACCACGGCAUGUCACCGUGGACAAGAAAGGGAACAUCUUUAUCGCAGACAGCCGUGAACAUCAUGUAGAAAAGUAUGACAAGAACGGAGUCUACCUGUCCAGUUUUGGUAGUAGAGGUACCGGAGCAGGAAAUCUUUAUUUCCCCCAAGGAAUCUGUGUGGACAGUUCGGGGCGUGUGAUUGUGGCUGAUAGUAGGAACAGCCGAGUGGACAUGUUCACAGCUGAGGGAAACCACAUCCGCACCGUAGCUUACCUUACUCGACCCAAGCAUGUUGCUACAGGUGGGGAGGGGCAGCUUGUGGUGUCACAUCAGCAUGACUUCAUAACCAUCUAUCCCAAUUAUUAG